Messenger RNA from Xiphophorus maculatus (southern platyfish), 5265 nucleotides. It is a transcript of the gene slc12a5a, whose product is annotated as solute carrier family 12 member 5-like. Gene Ontology annotation, molecular function: potassium:chloride symporter activity. The record is from RefSeq and is a predicted model, not a curated record. Gene Ontology annotation, biological process: chemical synaptic transmission; potassium ion homeostasis; chloride transmembrane transport. The transcript is spliced from 26 exons. NCBI's taxonomy places the organism in Eukaryota, Metazoa, Chordata, Actinopteri, Cyprinodontiformes, Poeciliidae. Gene Ontology annotation, cellular component: membrane. Bases 391 to 3795 code for a protein of 1134 amino acids.
CGCAGCUUUGAGGCGUUCCAUCAUACACCAAACUCCUGCAGCUUCACCUUCCCUCUUCCUCCCCCAUCGUCCUCCUCCUCCUUCUGGAGAGAGAGCUCAACAGAGUCACGCUUGCAAGCUAGAGAAGAGACGUCAAGAGGAGGAUCCACAUAGAGGAAAAAAAAAUCCCCCCCUCUCCUCUCUCUCUUCUGCUGCCUCUCUUCGUUGCAUCCUACAGGCGGCAAGGAGUGAAGAGGAGUGAGGAGGAUCCCCCGGCACAUUUUCUGCGCCGCUUCCCUGCAAUUUCUGUGGCCGCAUCACAGCGUGUGGAGAGUGGGGAGAGCCGCCGAGAGCUCGAUCGGUGACAUCGCUCUGCAGCAGCAGAACAAGGAGCAUCACAGAGGAGCCGGGAUGCUUAACAACCUGACCGACACAGAGGAGGGGGACGGGGGAGCGCAGAGCCAGGGUGACAGUAACCCAAAAGAGAGCAGCCCCUUCAUCAACAGCAGUGAAGCUGCCGCUGAGAAGAACCAGCAAUAUGAUGGCAAGAACAUGGCCUUGUUUGAGGAGGAGAUGGACACCAGUCCUAUGGUGUCAUCUCUUCUCAGCAGCCUGGCCAACUACUCCAACCUUCCCCAAGGCUGCAAGGAGCAUGAGGAGGCUGAGAACAACGAGGCAGAGUCAGCGCGCAAGAAACCCGUCAAGGCCCCUCAGCUUGGCACCCUGAUGGGCGUCUACAUGCCCUGCAUCCAGAACAUUUUCGGAGUGAUCCUUUUCCUCAGGAUGACCUGGCUGGUUGGAAUCGGAGGUGUCAUCGGGACCUUCAUCAUCGUCUUCAUGUGUUGUGCCACUACGAUGCUGACUGCCAUCUCGAUGAGUGCCAUCGCUACCAAUGGAGUAGUGCCAGCUGGUGGCUCCUACUACAUGAUUUCCCGUUCACUGGGCCCUGAGUUUGGUGGAGCAGUGGGGAUCUGCUUCUACCUGGGAACCACCUACGCUGGAGCCAUGUACAUCCUGGGAGCCAUUGAGCUGCUGCUGAUCUACAUAGCUCCCAAAGCAGCCAUCUUCCCCCUGGAGGGCCUGGAGGGUGCCGAGGCAGAAGCCGCCCUGCUGAACAACAUGCGCGUGUAUGGGACCAUCCUGCUGACCUCCAUGGCCACUGUGGUAUUUGUUGGCGUCAAGUAUGUGAACAAGCUGGCCCUGGUGUUUCUGGCCUGUGUCAUCCUCUCCAUACUGGCCGUCUAUGCCGGAGUCAUCAAGACCGGCAUUGACCCACCCGAUUUCCCCGUUUGUAUAUUGGGGAAUCGCACUUUGGUGUGGAAGAACUUUGAUGUUUGUGCCAAAACCAUUGAGACCGCUAAUGGGACAAUCACCACCCAGCUGUGGCGCAUGUUCUGUGACUCACCUUUCUUGAACGCUACCUGCGACAAAUAUUUCGUGGCCAACAACGUGACUCAGAUCCAGGGAAUUCCCGGGGUUACCAGCGGAGUCCUGGCAGACAACCUGUUUGGGACCUACUAUGAGAAGGGGGAUCUGAUUGCCAAACCUCUCCUGGAGUCAGUGGAGGACCAUGAUGACCCUCUGACCAACGCUAACCGCUACGUGUUAGCUGACAUCACCAGCUUCUUCACUCUGCUGGUUGGCAUUUACUUCCCAUCAGUGACAGGAAUCAUGGCUGGAUCUAAUCGCUCCGGCGAUCUGCGUGAUGCCCAGAAGUCAAUCCCCAUUGGAACCAUUGCAGCCAUCACAACCACCUCCUUUGUCUACAUGUCCAGUGUGAUUCUGUUUGGUGCCUGCAUCGAGGGGGUGGUCCUCAGGGACAAGUUCGGAGAGGGCGUGCAUGGGAACUUGGUCAUUGGGACGUUGGCUUGGCCGUCACCAUGGGUGAUCGUAAUUGGCUCUUUCUUUUCCACUUGCGGGGCAGGGCUCCAGAGCCUGACGGGAGCUCCCCGUCUUCUGCAGGCCAUCGCCAAGGAUGGUAUUGUGCCUGCCCUUCGGAUCUUUGGCCACGGAAAGGCUAAUGGAGAACCGACAUGGUCCCUCCUGCUGACAGCUUGUAUCUGUGAAAGCGGCAUCCUCAUUGCCUCCUUGGAUUCUGUGGCUCCCAUCCUCUCCAUGUUUUUCCUGAUGUGCUAUAUGUUUGUGAAUCUGGCCUGUGCCCUCCAGACACUCCUGAGGACUCCAAACUGGAGACCCCGCUUCAAGUUCUAUCACUGGGCUCUGUCCUUCCUUGGGAUGAGCUUGUGUCUCACUCUCAUGUUCCUCUGCUCCUGGUACUACGCCAUAGUGGCCAUGGGGAUCGCUGGCUCUAUCUACAAAUACAUUGAGUUUGCAGGUGCGGAGAAAGAAUGGGGUGAUGGGAUACGCGGUCUUUCUCUGAGCGCUGCACGAUACGCUCUCAUGCGCCUUGAGGAAGGCCAACCACACACCAAGAACUGGAGACCUCAGCUGCUGGUGCUGGUUAGCACAGAUGCAGAGCAGAAUGUGGAGCAGCCUCGUCUGCUAUCUCUCACCAACCAGCUGAAGGCAGGCAAAGGUCUCACCAUCGUCGGGACGGCUCUGGAGGGCACCUACCUGGCGAACUACGAGCAGGCCCAGCGUGCAGAUCAGGCACUGCGCAAAUUGAUGGAGACUGAGAAGGUGAAGGGCUUCUGCCAGGUGACCGUCUCCUCAAACCUCCGUGAUGCUACAUCCCAUCUGCUGCAGGCCAGUGGGCUGGGAGGCCUGAAACACAAUGCUGUGCUGGUCUCCUGGCCACGCAACUGGAAGCAAGGAGACGAGAACCAAACCUGGAGGAACUUCAUUGAGCUGGUCAGAGAAACCACCAUUGCCCGCCUCGCUCUCCUUGUACCAAAGAACAUUUCAGCAUUCCCGUCCAACGGCGAGCGCUUUACUGAAGGUCACAUUGAUGUGUGGUGGAUCGUCCAUGAUGGAGGCAUGUUGAUGCUGCUGCCCUUCCUGCUCCGCCAACAUAAGGUCUGGAGGAAGUGCAAGAUGCGCAUCUUCACUGUGGCCCAGAUGGACGACAACAGCAUCCAAAUGAAAAAGGACCUGACUACUUUCCUGUAUCAUCUCCGCAUUGAUGCUAUGGUGGAAGUUGUUGAAAUGCAUGACAGUGACAUCUCAGCCUACACGUACGAGAAGACGCUGGUGAUGGAACAACGCUCACAGAUGCUGAAACAGAUCAACCUGACCAAGACCGAGCGCGAGAGGGAGAUCCAGAGCAUCACUGAUUCCUCCCGCGGAUCUAUUCGCCGUAAGAACCCAGCCGCCGUGACCACCCAGCUGAGUGUGACCGAGGAGCCACCUGCCACCAGCAAAGAGGAGAAACCUGAAGAAGAGUCAAAGUCGGCCUCUCCCCCUGUAUCCCCCCCUGCUCAGGUCCAGCUCAUCCAUGACAACACCACCCCAGCCAGUCCCGCCACCCCAGCGACCCCGCUGACCCCCGGAGAGGAGGCUCAGAGUCCCGGGGAGCAGAUCCAGAGGACCUGGACGGAGAAGUGUGACGGUGAAGCAGCCAAGCCUCUCGGAGUGACCACACAAGAUGACAUCAAGGACAUCUUCAACAUGAAGCCAGAGUGGGAGAACCUGAACCAAUCUAAUGUGCGCCGCAUGCACACAGCACUCCGGCUGAAUGAAGUCAUCCUUAAAAAGUCCUCAGAGGCCAAGCUAGUUCUCCUGAACAUGCCAGGGGCACCCAGGAACCGGACAGGUGAUGAGAACUACAUGGAAUUCCUUGAGGUCCUCACCGACGGUCUAAACCGAGUCCUCCUGGUUCGCGGAGGCGGCCGCGAGGUCAUCACUAUCUAUUCCUGAAAGAGCAGCACCCUUGCCCCCGCUACAUUCCCCUUGCUCUGUUCCAGCUGUACUCUCACCUCUUCAUCAGCAUUGCUUCAUUAUGAGGUCCUGUUUAUUUCUGUGCUGUAGUGUUCUCACACCCAACAAAUAGCCCCGCUCAGCUUCAGCGCCUCUCCCUCUGCUCUACCCACAGACGGACGAAUCCAAAACCUUCCCUCUGCAAACUCUGAAAAUGAAAUCAUUCAUAUUUCCAUUUAAUCCACUCUAACUCGGUUGGGAUGAGGUGUUGGCGAGUGCGGGUUCUUCGCUGAAGUGUGAAAAACCCUGCAUGUAUAUGUCUGUUAUUGCUUUAAUCUCUGUAUUUUUAUUUAUUUAUUUUUUAUUUUUUGUCUUUCUGAACACAAGAGUGGGACAGACAUGGCUUCUAAUCGUCACAAGCGUUAUCUGAAAUCUGAAAUGAGAUCAUUGUAGGAUUAGAUCUCUUGAGUUCCUUGUGGUGAUUGGACUCUUCCGGCAGCCUUUGUCAUGACGGACUCUGCAAUCCGCAGUCAGGAUCACCGGCUGGAGGGCGGAGGAGAGUACAGCUGGGGAAGUAUGAACUGUGAAACUCACUUAAAUCCAGGAGGCUAAAAUGUGGCUCUACUCUGCAGUCUUAUCUUUAACCUGCUCACUCUUUAGCAUGACAUUUUCAACCGCUGUGUAUGUUUUUACUCCACUUGUUCUGUUACUGUCACCUCUUUCUUUCCCUCUCUAUCCCCCACCCGAGACUUUUCUGCUCAUUUCUAAGUGGCUGUUUUAUCUUUGCGGCCACUGUUUGUGCCAAAAAAAAGUACAAGGCUAGUUUGUUGAGAUUGACACGUAAUUAAACUGUGAAUAUAGUCUCCUAGCAGAAGGCUGGGGUCCCAGCAAAGUGGGGAGACAGUUACAAAGUCCCCCCCAGCAGGAGGAGGAUGUUAUCGUCGCCAGCACCUCUCGAACCCUUGUGUGAUUCACUGUAAAUAAUGUACAAGCUCUGAUGCGUUGUUCAGUAUGAGUGUAGUAUUUUUGUGACCAACUGAAAAGCUUCUAAGUGGAGAGAAAAAGGCUCCUUCGCUCAGAAAGAACACUGAAAAAUGCUGUUUUUAAAAAAAAAAUUAUUUAUUUAUUUUAUUUUAUCUAUUUAUUGGCUCCCAUUACUAUGGUAAACAUCAUUGCUAGGAAAAGCACCUGCACUCUUCACCACUGUGCGACAAGUGAGACUUUGAUGCUUUUAAAGAAAAACAAAAUCACUAAAUGUUAUUUUUUCAUCUAGAGAAAUAUUUAUGUCACUUUGAUUGUCAGAGAUAAAUCACCUGUUUUGACAAAUUCUUAUACAUUAAUGUGCCAAAUCAAAGUAUUUUUCAGAGAAAUAGUGAAGAAAGCUAUAUCAAAUUCCACUAUAUGAGACAAAGUGUUGUAAAAAAAAAAAAAAAGUGAAAAUAGUAAAGAUACUUUAGUUUGAAAGUGGUC